CCCUGCCCCAUGGAGCUCCCACUCUAACUAGACCCCAAGAGAAUCAUUCUCCCCACUUUACAGCUCUGGGGCAGCUGAGAAUAAAACCACGUCCCUCCGCCCCUCGUGCCCCAUUCCCUGCCCCCUGACCCAGCCAGUCCCUGCCCUGGGGUCGGAUGGGAGCCCGGCGCCCCCUAGAGGGGAAGGUCUGAACCCAGCCACGACCCUCCAUCCAGUGGGUCUCAACCAGGGGUCCGUGUUUCCCUGGGGUCCGCCGUGGUCUCCCAGGGGGUCCAUCAGCUCAUCCAGAGAUUUGCCGGGUUUUGCAAACCAGGGGACAUCAAAAGCGCCGGCGAAGUCCGUCCGAAGGAACAUUUCGUGCGGACAGUGGGUGGUUCGGACGGCGCCGUGUCCCGUCCCCGGGGAGUAAGUCCAGGGUUUCUGUCCCACUUGGGUGAGUUGAUGAUUACAGGGGAAGAAGGCGAGAGGCAGCACUUUUUCAGCAACACUGUGGCUGGGGCCCGGUUGGAUUCUUAGGUCUGAUUUUGGAAGCACCUCGUUUGUAAGCGAGGCGACUCUUGGGGGGACGCAGGACAAAUCCCCCUCGUGAAAGGGGGACAAGCGUCUGGGAAGGUUGAGAGCCGCCGGCCCCAUCCUCUCUGCUGAUUCCUCCCUUCGCUCCCUCUUCCCGGCCCGCCCCCGCCCCUCCUUUUCCCAGCCCCACACGCCUCUCCCCACGGCCGGCCCCUCUGGAGCGCCGGGCUGGAGGGCUCAGUGGGGAACGCCGGGCGACCCCAGCCCCUGCCUUGGGGAGCUGCACCCGGCUCGCUGUUCCUGUCCCCUGCUCGGAGAAUCCGGGGGGUCUGGCUCGUCUUUCGGGGGGCGACCGUCUCCCCCACUGCAUGGAUCGCCCUGGUGUAGACCGGCUGGGGAUCGGGUCCCAUUGACUCCAGUGGAGCUAUGGCUGAUUGACACCGGCUGGGAAUCUCACCCAGAAGUAGCCGGCUGCUGAUCUGGCGGGUCACAGGGUCGGGCCCCUCGUCCCCACAUGCCUCCCGGCGGCAGAGCUGACAGCGCUGGUGAAGAACGUGUGGAUCAGAGACAUUAGCAGCAGAGACAGGACGCUGAGCAGCCGAUCUCACUGCGGAGAAGUGAGGGGGACUCCAGAUUUUGCGCUGAUGCCAGCCCAGCGCUGACCACCUGGCCAUGCCUGGCCUCUGGCGGGGCCUGGGGGUGCUGCUCUCGCUCCAGUUGGCCUUGCUGGGCCUGGACUCCGACCCCUGCUACGAUGCCGCCCGGCAGCCCCGCUACUGCCUCCCGGAGCCGGCCGACCUGGCCGCCGGCCGCCCCGUCCAGACCUCCGCCACCUGCGGCCGCCCCCCGCAGCGCCUGUGCGCCUUCCGCCACCCGGGCGACGCCUCAUCCCGCCGGUGCCGCCUCUGCGACGGGGCCGACCCCGCCGCCGCCCACCCCGCUGCCUACCUGACCGACGCGGACGGCGAGGCCACCUGCUGGCAGUCGGGGCCGGUGGCCAACGCCAGCCUGACCCUGGCCCUGGGAGGCCGCUUCGAGCUGCUCUACGUGGCCCUUCGCUUCUGCUCCCCCCGCCCCCACUCCCUGGCCCUCUACAAAUCCACGGACCACGGCCACUCCUGGACGCCUUUCCAGUUCUUCUCCGCCCGCUGCCCCCAGGCCUACGGGCUGCCCCCGGCCUCCGCUGUCAGCAGGGCCUCGGAACAUGAAGCCAUCUGCACCGCCGCCCAGACGGACCCCACGCCGCUGGUGGGGGGGCUGGUGGCUUUCAUGCCCCUGGCUGGCCGCCCCUUGGCCCGGGCCUUCGAGUACAGCCCCGUGCUCCAGGACUGGGUGACGGCCACCGACCUGCGGGUGGCCUUGGAUCGCAGGCACCGGGGGCUGGGGCUGCGGGGCCGGGAAGCCUCCUAUGGGGUGUCGGAGCUGCAGGUCGGGGGCCGGUGCCGGUGCAAUGGACAUGCUGCCCAAUGCGGGGCCGCUGGGCCCGGCAGUGCCCCCCGGUGCCAGUGCCGUCACAACACGGCCGGCCCCGAGUGCGAGACCUGCAGGGCCUUCUACUGCGACCGGCCCUGGCAGCGCGCCACACCCAGCGAUGCCCACGAGUGCGUGGCCUGCGAAUGCAACCGCCACUCGCACCGGUGCCGCUUUAACAUGGAGCUGUACAAGCUGUCAGGGCGCAAGAGCGGGGGCGUCUGCCUGAACUGCCGGCACCACACGGCUGGGCGGCACUGCCACUACUGCCAGCCGGGUUUCAAACGUGACCUGGCCCGGCCCAUCACUAGCCGCAGGGCCUGCAAGGCCUGCCAGUGCCACCCCAUCGGCGCUGUCAGCACCAUGUGCAACCAGACCACGGGGCAGUGCCAGUGCAAGAUGGGCGUGACCGGGCUCACCUGCAACCGCUGCGCCCAGGGCUUUCAGCAGAGCCGCACGGCCCACAUCCCCUGCAUCCGCAUUCAAGAGGUGAUGACCACCACGGCUGCCUACCCCCUGGAGUGGAACACAGGCACCGAAUGCCAGACUCACUGCAGCCCCUCCCACGGCCGCGUCCACAUGAACCUGCGAAAAUACUGCAAGAAGGAUUACGUGCUGCAUGCCCAGCUGCUGUCCAUGGUGGAGUCGGGCGAGUGGUGGCACUUCACGACCUCAGUGCUGGCGGUCUAUCGGCAGCGCCAGGUGCCCAUCCGUCGGGGCGAGCAACCGCUCUGGGUGCCCCGGCAGGACCUGGCCUGCGGCUGCCUGCGCCUCCAGGUUGGCAAGGCCUACCUGGUGAUCGGGAACGACGCGGAGUCGCCCGACCCGGCGCGCCUGGUGCUGGACAGGAACAGCCUGGCGCUGCCCUGGCGCGAUGUCUGGGCCCACAAGCUCCGUCGCUUCCAGCAGCAGAACCGGCGGGGCAACUGCCGGAGCCCCUGAAACCCAAGGAGGCGGGAUGGAAAUGCCGGGGACCCCAAGGCUGGGGGAGGGGGCGCGCUAGGCACCCCAAGACCCGGGGCAGGGUCUGUAACGCCUGGCGGUGCUCCUGCAGGGGCUGAGAUCCCCCAUUGGCCCCUGAAACUGGGCCCAUAACCCCUCCUCCAUCCCCUAGACUCCCCCAUAUUCACACCCUACCCCCCACGCAGGGCCCAAUCCUACCUCCCCUCAUCCAGCCCUGCAGGGGAGCCCAUCCCCACCCAGCUUCCCGCUGCCCCCUCACCCCACAUUUUUGUAAUCAGGUUGGGGGGGAAGGGGAGGAAAUACCAAAGAUGACCUUUGACCUACGGCCUGCUCUGCUCUUGCACUUGUAAAAAAGAUAAAUGGAAUAAAACAAGAAGUUAUUUUACUCA
Molecule: messenger RNA, 3335 nt
Organism: Chrysemys picta bellii (western painted turtle)
Lineage: Eukaryota; Metazoa; Chordata; Testudines; Emydidae
Source: RefSeq, a predicted model, not a curated record